AUGGCCAAUAUCAACUCAAUGCCACAAGAGAGGCCUCCGAGCGAGUAUACACCGCAAGCACGCUUAACGAUCCUAGGUUCCUUCACGGGCCUGUUCUGCACGGUUGGGUUCAUGAACUCGUUCGGGGUAUUUGAAGAAUACUAUGGGGAAAAUAAGCUUGCUGAUCAAUCCGCAUCAACUAUCGCAUGGCUUGGGGCAAUCAGUAUCUUCUGCAUCUUUUUCAUGUCGGUUUUCUCCGGUCAGUUGCUGGAUGUGUUUGGACCUACUUUAAUGCUUUGUGUGGGUUCACUAGGGACUGUGUUCUCACUGAUGAUGACGUCGCUCUGCAAGGAGCUCUAUCAAUUUAUCCUCGCCCAAGGAUUCCUUCUCGGUAUCUCUCUAGCACUUCUAGCUUGCCCCAUGAUAGCCCUUGUGGGACAGCAUAUCAAGGUGAAACGCGGUGCAGCGCUGGGUAUAGUCCUCGGCGGUUCUUCUCUCGGAGGCGUGAUCUGGCCAAUUGUCAUCAAUGAGUUGCUCCGGAAGCCAAACAUUGGAUUUGAGUGGACCAUGCGAAUUGUUGGAUUUAUCAUGAUCCCCCUUCUCGCUGUGUCUUGCUUCUGCUGUCGCCCACCCAACACAAGCCCGAUCCCAACUCAGCCACCCACGUCCGUUGACAAAGAGGCUGUAGUAGGUGAGAAAAAGCCAUCGGUCCACAAGACGGACUUUUCAGUCCUCAAAAAGCCCAGUCUCCAACUCUCCUGCCUCGCAUUCUUCAUUAUCUAUUUCGGAAUGUUCUCUCCAUUCUUCUAUACCACUUCCUAUGCAGUCUCAAAAGGAUUUUCCAACAACCUGGCAUUUUAUACCAUCUCGAUCAUUAACGGCGCUUCAUUCUUCGGUCGCAUUCUUCCAGGUAUAAUCGCCGACCGGUAUGGAAAGUUCAACUGCUGUAUUGUCUUCGUUUUCUUCUCCGGGAUCAUUGCUCUCUGCUGGACCAAAGCGACAUCCGUGGCCGGACUAGUUAUCUUCUCUCUUGCAUAUGGCUUUGCAUCUGGAGCAAUUCUUUCGCUCCAACAAGCUUGUGCAGCGCAGGUUUCCACGCCCCAGACAAUCGGCUUAACCAUAGGUACCGUCAUGGCAGCAACAUCGUUCUCAGCAAUGGCUGGAAUCCCCAUCAGCGGCGUACUAGCGGGUAAAUACGGAUAUCUAGCACUCUCGGUCUACUCCGGCGUGAGUCUCUUAGUAGGGAGCAUUCUGUUGGCGGCGGCGCGAUUCACGCAGAGCACGGAGUUGAUGGCUGUUGUGUAG
Messenger RNA from Aspergillus alliaceus, 1284 nucleotides. Its product is annotated as putative MFS monocarboxylate transporter. Bases 1 to 1284 code for a protein of 427 amino acids. Gene Ontology annotation, biological process: transmembrane transport. Gene Ontology annotation, cellular component: fungal-type vacuole membrane. Gene Ontology annotation, molecular function: transmembrane transporter activity. The record is from RefSeq and is a predicted model, not a curated record. The transcript has 5 exons. Lineage: Eukaryota; Fungi; Ascomycota; Eurotiomycetes; Eurotiales; Aspergillaceae.